AAUGAGACCCUUUGCGUCUUCCUACCCACUUCAAAUAUGGCCGCCAAGCCCCAGUCUCCUUUACCACCUGAUCGGCGACAGCUCUGGCUUCAUGCCCGUUUCCAAAAGGGCCUCCUCCCGCGGGACUGCAGUUCUGAGUGCGCAGGCGCGAAAGCAAGUCCUCUUCCGGGCAAAAUGGCGGUGGUAUUGAUGUGCGGACGCCGGGAGCUUCUGCGCCUGCUACGGCCGCAGCGUCAGUUCCACCGCGUCGCAGGGCCGUCGCAGUGGCCCCGGAGACCGCUGACCGCUGGGCUCCUGUUCCCCGCCGGCCGGUGCUGCGGGCGCCCGCACUAUGUCCUCCUCGCGGCCUCCGGCCCCCGUGGCCUCAGUACCUCUGCCGUCUGGUUCGCAGAAGCCCAGGUUCAGGUUCCUCCAGUCAUUCCUGCAACUCCCUCACCUCCAGCGGUGACUGAGGUGGCUUCUGGAGAGACUGCAGAUGUAGUUCAAGCCGCUGCAGAACAGAGCUUCGCUGAACUGGGGCUGGGGUCAUACACCCCAGUGGGACUGAUCCAGAACUUACUAGAAUUUAUGCAUGUUAACCUCGGCUUACCUUGGUGGGGAGCCAUUGCUGCAUGUACAGUCCUUGCCCGCUGCCUGGUGUUUCCUCUCAUCGUGAAGGGCCAACGAGAGGCAGCCAAGAUCCACAACCACCUGCCAGAGAUCCAGAAGUUUUCCACUCGGAUCAGAGAGGCCAAGUUGGCAGGAGACCAUGCUGAGUUUUACAAGGCCUCCUCGGAGAUGACACUUUACCAGAAAAAGCAUGAUGUUAAACUCUUUAGACCUCUCAUUCUACCUCUGACUCAGGCCCCGAUCUUCAUCUCCUUCUUCAUUGCUUUGAGAGAAAUGGCCAACCUUCCUGUGCCCAGCCUGCAGACAGGUGGCCUCUGGUGGUUCCAAGAUCUCACCCUAUCUGACCCCACCUACGUAUUACCACUGGUAGUCACUGCUACAAUGUGGGGUGUCCUUGAGUUAGGUGCUGAGACUGGUAUGCAAAGUUCUGAUGUUCAGUGGAUGAGAAAUGUUAUCAGAUUGAUGCCCCUGGCAGUCCUGCCCAUAACUAUCCAUUUCCCCUCGGCGGUGUUCAUGUAUUGGCUCUCCUCCAAUAUGUUCUCCCUGGGCCAGGUGGCUUGCCUCCGGAUCCCAGCUGUACGCACUGUGCUUAAAAUCCCCCAGCGUGUUGUGCAUGACUCUGACAAGUUACUUCCACGGGAAGGCUUCUUCAAGAGCUUCAAAAGAGGCUGGAAGAAUGCUGAAAUGGCACAUCAGCUACAAGAGCGGGAGCGACGCAUGCAGAAUCACCUGGAGCUAGCAGCCAGGGGUCCCUUACGACAGACCUUUACCCACAACCCCCUGCUACAGCCUGGCAAGAAUCACCCUCCCAACACCCCUAACAGCAGCAGCACCAAACCAAAGUCAAAGCAGCCCUGGCGUGACACGCUUGGCUGAAUUCUGUUCCCUGGUCUUACUGGCAGGAACUCUCUCUCUUCAAAGACUCAACCUCACAACAAGAGUUGACACUGGGUCCUUGCCCCAGACCUAGAAACCGUGGGACGUGGAAAUGUUCCUUUUUAAAAGUGGAUUCCACUACAGACUCUUAGACCUAAGUGUAAAAAGCACUGGGGAGCCAAGUGAUCUUCCCAUCCAGAGUUAGUAAACUUCUGUACUACAUGCUGCUUCCUGAUACUUAUUAACCAGGGAAAUGGAUUGUGUGCUUCAGAAAAAUGAGGAGUAGGUUGAGUGGUGAUUACUCUUGCUGACCAUGCUCUUAGCAAGUUUUGAGUGGUAUCCAUGGCAUUAAGAGCUUAGGCCCCAUUGCAUAGAUGUGUUCCAUCCACAUUUGCAUUGCAGUCAUAGAGGUGUGCCUCCUAAGUUCAGAUUGUAUCUAAAUAGAAUAACCACAUUUGUUUACCCCAAGAUUACCUAUAAAAUAUCCUUCAAGUAGUA
Equus caballus (horse) is the source of this 1983-nucleotide messenger RNA. RefSeq names its product OXA1L mitochondrial inner membrane protein (gene OXA1L). Gene Ontology annotation, biological process: protein insertion into mitochondrial inner membrane from matrix. Lineage: Eukaryota; Metazoa; Chordata; Mammalia; Perissodactyla; Equidae. The record is from RefSeq and is a predicted model, not a curated record. Gene Ontology annotation, cellular component: mitochondrial inner membrane. Gene Ontology annotation, molecular function: membrane insertase activity.